Molecule: messenger RNA, 324 nt
Organism: Grammomys surdaster
Lineage: Eukaryota; Metazoa; Chordata; Mammalia; Rodentia; Muridae
Product: secretoglobin family 2B member 2-like
Exons: 3
Source: RefSeq, a predicted model, not a curated record
AUGAAGGGGACACUUCUUCUGCUGGCCUUGCUGGUGAUUGGAGAGCUGGGCUUCCAGACAACAGAAGCAUGCACUCCUUUCUUCAGUAUAUAUUCAAGUCUUGCCUCUGGAAGCAGUUUCUGGUUGAAGAAGGAACUCUUUUCCUUUGAACCUACUGAAGAGGAAACAGCAGCCUUUCAAAAAAUCCAAACCUGCUACCAGGAGGCAGGAUUUAAAGCUAAACUUGAAGAUAUGAAACUUAUGACAUCAAUGCUUCUUAGCACAGAAUGCAAGACAUACUAUGCCAAGCAACUUACAACGGAAAUUAAGGAUGAGCUUUCCAUG